AUGUCUGCCAUUGAGACGCUUGUGGAAGUGGCGCUUGCUAAGGCCACCAAGGACAGUGCCGUGCAUGGCGUGGACAAGGAUCAAUACCUGUUGUGUUCCUCUGUCGUCAAAGCCGAUGUGCGCAAUUACCAUACCGUCAAGGUGCUGCAGAAGGGACUCGACGAGAGCCAGGCCAAGGCGGCCGCUCUCGCCCUGCUAUCGCAGCAAUACCCUCAGCUGGCCGCAGGCGGAGGCACCGCCUCGGAUGGCCCCGCCGAUGCGGCAGAGAAGGUUGUCAAGACACUUGAGCGUUUGUCGUCAUCACAGUUGGGUCACCUGGCCGCGGGCUGGGCCACGCAGCUCGGAGAGGCAUUCACCAACGCGAGCAUUCUUUCGACAGUGGAGGCCGGCUCGCUCGCGGGCCGCACCGGCAGCGGCAAGGUGCCGCUCGAGAGCGGUGAGGAGGCGCAGAUGCCUUACACCGUCAUCCAAGGACCAUCCGAGGGCAUGUACGUGCUCGAGGAGAGCGGAGCACAGGGCGAGCCACGACGCUCGGUCAUCCUCAACACCACGCUGGUGACCCUCAUGCUACAGCCGACGCAGGCACACGUCGUCUCGAACGCGACGCUUGUCAAGAUCAACGGCUCGAGCAGUGCUCUGGCUGUUUUCCGCAAGUUGCCCAAGUCAGGCAGCGCCGCCGAAGACCACGUCUCGCUAGAGGAGAUUCUCCAGUUAGCAGACGGUCUUCCGGCCGCGGGCGCGGUCUCGCUCUCGGGAGAGGAGCGCGUCAAGACGUUCGCCCGGGCUCUCGAGGCCAAAAUUGGGGACAAGGCGACCUACUCCGUCUUCGAGCUUCGGAGUCAGCUCGAGAGGCUUGGCCCCGACUUCACGCCGGUCGCCGCGCUGCCCGCACCCAAGUCGUGCGCGGAGUUCUUCACGCGCAACAUCCGCGGGGAGAACUGGGGCGCUCCAGCGAGGCGGUCCUUCGCGACGCGAUCGAGCGAUGGCUGGAAAGCUUCCGUUGCGUCGCUCGCCCUUCGCACCGACUGGUCGGUGGACGCAGCGUGCUCGCUGAUGUACCAAUUUGCGAUGGCCAAGGACCAGCAGCGGCUCGCCCCGCCCACUCCGCCACCGGGCGUGCCGCCCCCGAUCCUUACGCAGCCGAUCAUCAAGAUCACGACGGGCGGAUCGGGUGAGGGCGGCGACGAGGCCCUCUCCGCGGCCGCUGCCGCGCAGAGCUUGACGACCGCGGAGCGCGAGUGCGUCAAGAGGCUCGCCGCACUCGCCGCCAUCGAGGACAACAAAGGGGUCGAUGAGAUCGCCAAGUACAUCGACGGCGCGUCGUCAGCAGGCGCGCCCUCCCCGCACAUCAUGCGCCUAGUGCACGCGACAGACGCUAGCGUAAACAGCCUUGCGUCGUCGUACGUUGCGGACGACGGUUUUGUUGUCGACCUUCGGUCAAUUCGCCGGGCCAUGCUUCGCCGUCUGGAGUCAAUGCACUUUGGCUUCGCGACUGACAAGCAAUGGUCAGAGGAGCAGCGGCGCCAAGCAGGACGCAUUCGCGUCGGGCGCUUCAGCGAAGUGGACAUCGCCUGCCUUUUGGAGGGCCAGGAAGACGGCUUCUCCAAGAAGGCGCCGCUGGCGCACAUCAGGUGCCCUGUCAAGCUGCAGAUGGCGCUCGGAGUCUUCUUCAGCAUCUGGGCAAAGGCACACCUCACCUUCUCCAGCCAUAUCCUCGCCUUUGGCGCGAAUGUGGCCCGCUUUCUCCACCAGACGCGGGAGGACGGAGCGUCGUGGGAGCAGCUCUCGGACUACUGGCGGAAGCUGAUGCAGAAGUGCGAGCAGCCCGCGCUCCGCUUCGAGCGCAAGGAGGCACUCGCCCCACUCCAGCCGCCGCUACUCAAGUGGGCGGACGACCGCUCCGUCACACACGUUGCGGAGCUCAUGGACGCCGUCAACCGGAGCGAGCGAGAGCGGCUCGCCAAGCUGCUCGAGGAGGCGCGCGCGCCGAAGGAGAGCGCAGAGCUUGCCGAGCUCCGCAAGAUGGUCUGGUGCGAGCUGCAUGUGAGGGGCGGCUGUGGCCACAGCAGGUCCACCAGACGGGCGUCAAAGCUUGCCGUAAUCCUCGAAUCGCCUCGGAUGGGGUCCGCCGGAGACAUUCUCGAGCCCUCUCCGUGCCAUCACGAGCCGGUGUGA
This is a messenger RNA of Emiliania huxleyi CCMP1516, 2175 nucleotides long. RefSeq lists its product as hypothetical. The transcript is spliced from 4 exons. NCBI's taxonomy places the organism in Eukaryota, Haptophyta, Isochrysidales, Noelaerhabdaceae. Bases 1 to 2175 code for a protein of 724 amino acids. The record is from RefSeq and is a predicted model, not a curated record.